AUGUUUGGAAGCAGUUCAUCGAAUCAAGGUAAAGGUUCUUUUGGUGGCUUCGGUACAACUAGUAACAACAAUACAAAUCCUAAUGCAAGCCAACCUCAACAACAAAGCGCAUUUGGUGGUUUUGGAACCAACACAGGAGGCGCCGGAGCUUUUGGACUGACUUCGAAUCAGCCUUCCUUUUCAUUUGGAGGUGCUAACAACAAUCAACAGCAAUCUGGAGCUAUAUCGAGCCCGUUUGGAACAAAGACAAGUUCUGCAUUUGGAGGCGGCUCAACAACAACAUCAACAUCAUCAUCAACGUUACCUGCAUUUAAUCAAUCGACGAGCAACAAUAAGGGUACAACAACGCCUGGUGCAGUAUUCUCUUUUGGAAAAAAAGAGGACUCAGCUCCUACAACAGUCAGCGGAGGAGGAAUCUUUGGUUCCGGUCAAGCAUCUCAACCAGCAAUACAAGCAGGUGCAGGUGCAGGUACAACAUCAGCAUUUGGUUCUGGUUCCAAUUCCUCUGUGCUGUUUGGAGGUAAUUCUACAGGGCAACAAGCGUCAACCCAGCCAGCAUUUGGUUCCACGGGAACUCAACCAGCCGACCCACAAAAAGCUUCAUCAGGGACUGCAUUUGGAUCAUCAACAAAACCACAGUCAAACCCUUCUCCAUUUGGAUCUACUUCUGCUUUUGGUAGCAAUCAAGCCAAUCAAAGCAAUCCAGCAGCUGGAAACCUAUUUGGAGGUGGGGCAACUUUCGGUGCUAAAAAGGAUGGAGAAUCAUCUUCAUCACCUGCACCUGCUUUUGGAUUUGGAUCCAAAAGUGCUCUGCAGACGCCGGUAUUUGGAACCGCUUUAAAUUCGCAACCUGGAAAGACAAGUAAUAGUGCCCUUCUUUUUGGCGGAGAAAAGAAAGAGGCGACACCGGCCGCUUCCACAGGUGGAUUAUUUGGAACCAAAAAGGAUGAUGCUUCUACAACUGCAACUACCUCGGGCGGAUUAUUUGGCGCUAAAAAAGAUGAUACAUCUGCAACUACAACCACUUCAGGCGGAUUAUUUGGCGCUAAAACAGAAUCAACUCCUGCCGCUUCUACAGGUGGACUUUUUGGAGCUAAAACAGCAUCGACCCCUGCCGCUUCUACAGGUGGACUUUUUGGAGCUAACACAGCAUCAACUUCUGCCGCUUCUACAGGUGGACUUUUUGGAGCCAAAAAGGAUGUGCCUGUAUCUUCAGCAGAGGCUGGAAACACCGGAAAACCCAGUACCGGCUCGAAUCUCUUUGGAUCAUCAACUUCUGGUGGCUCUGGACAGGAGUCAACAGCCACAAUCUCACUGAAUGGAGGCGGCAAAAAGGAAGAUGGCACAAAAUCUCAAUCUUUGUUUGGUGCUAAUACACUGUCAAGUGGGUUCCUGUUUGGUGCCAAGAAGGAUGAGGAUAAAGAGAAACCAAGUGGGUUCCUGUUUGGUGCCAAGAAGGAUGAGGAUAAAGAGAAACCAAGUGGGUUCCUGUUUGGUGCCAAAAAGGAUGAGGACAAGGAGAAACCAAGUGGGUUCCAGUUUGGUGCCAAGAAGGAUGAGGAUAAAGAGAAACUAAGUGGGUUCCUGUUUGGUGCCAAGAAGGAUGAGGAUAAAGAGAAACCAAGUGGGUUCCUGUUUGGUGCCAAGAAGGAUGAGGAUAAAGAGAAACCAAGUGGGUUCCUGUUUGGUGCCAAAAAGGAUGAGGACAAGGAGAAACCAAGUGGGUUCCUGUUUGGUGCCAAGAAGGAUGAGGACAAGGAGAAAACAAGUGGGUUCCUGUUUGGUGCCAAGAAGGAUGAGGACAAGGAGAAACCAAGUGGGUUCCUGUUUGGUGCCAAGAAGGAUGAGAAAGACAAAACUAAUACCACCACCAACUUUUCCACCGCUGGAGCUGAAUAUGCAACUGCAUCUUCAACAAAUUCUGUUCAGCCUACUUUGAAACCAACUAAAAUAGAGCCUAUUCCCGUAUCAAUUGAUAAUAAAAAUCUUGACGACUUAAUAUUGAAAUGGUCAAAGCAAUUAAAUUCUACAUCAAAGAUUUUUGAAACGUAUACAGAUAAAGUAAAACAGUGGGACAUAAAAUUGGUUGAAGGUGAAAGCGCCAUUACCAAGUUGAAUCAAGAUUCUAUUGAAGUGGAAGCAUUGGAAACUAAAAUUGAUCAACAAUUAUUUUUUGUUGAAAAUCAACAAGAUGAAUUGGAAAAAAUACUAGACAAUUACGAACAACAGACGGAUCUCUUAUUGAGUAAUAUUGAGUUGAAUAGUGGCGGUAGUGGUGUAUUUAGUCCAGUCGUUGCAGCUACAGUCAAUAGACAAGGAGCCAUUUCUGGGACACCCGCAUCUGCAGGCUCCAACACAAGUACAGCUUUAGUUAGCAAGGAUGAACAACAACAACAGCAACAGCAGUCCAACUAUAACCUCACUUCAAAUAUGAGUGUUACUGAUAAGUUACGUGAAAAAGCAUACUUCAAUGCCGAAUUACUAGACGAAAGACUAGACGGAUUAGGAGAAAGUUUGAACACAUUGAUCAAUGAAGUGAAUUCAAUAAGCGAUGUGUUUAAUAAGAAUAUGAGUAAUAAUUUGAACCAAGCGGUGCGUGCUAAAACCAAUGACACGAAUAAACAUUCAUCGUCAUCAUCGUCAUCAUCAUCAUCAUCAUCAGAGAGUAAAAAGCAAGAUUCUAAAAAUCUAUUUGAAAUCAUACAGUUGUUGAAUCUUCAUUUGGAGAAUUUGAAAUAUAUUGAAACAAAGGAAAAUGAAUUGAAGAAAAAGUUGGCUAAUCUUGGUUGA
This is a messenger RNA of Lodderomyces oxycetoniae, 2790 nucleotides long. RefSeq names its product FG-nucleoporin (gene NSP1). Gene Ontology annotation, cellular component: nuclear pore central transport channel; nuclear pore. The coding region runs from base 1 to 2790 and encodes 929 amino acids. NCBI's taxonomy places the organism in Eukaryota, Fungi, Ascomycota, Pichiomycetes, Serinales, Debaryomycetaceae. Gene Ontology annotation, biological process: protein import into nucleus; RNA export from nucleus. Gene Ontology annotation, molecular function: phospholipid binding; structural constituent of nuclear pore. The record is from RefSeq and is a predicted model, not a curated record. The transcript has a single exon.